Molecule: messenger RNA, 778 nt
Organism: Wasmannia auropunctata (little fire ant)
Lineage: Eukaryota; Metazoa; Arthropoda; Insecta; Hymenoptera; Formicidae
Product: putative sodium-dependent multivitamin transporter
Exons: 4
Biological process (GO): sodium ion transport; transmembrane transport
Cellular component (GO): membrane
Molecular function (GO): symporter activity
Source: RefSeq, a predicted model, not a curated record
AAAUUCAAAUUGGUAUCCGCGUAGAUGUGAGAAAACCGCAAAACUUUCCGGAUAACCUAAUAUUUACUACAAAAAUGACAGAAAUAAAUACCUUAAGAUGGAUCGACUAUCUGAUAAUAGCGAUGAUGCUGUGCAUAAGUACAGGAAUUGGUAUUUAUUACAGAUUUAGUGGAGGACGUCAAAAAACUAUACAGGAAUAUUUUAUUGCAAAUCGAUCAAUGAGCAGCGUGCCAGUUGCUAUCGCUAUGGUAGCAUCCUCUAUAUCUGCAGUUGGACUGCUCGGUAUAUCCGCUGAGAAUUACACAUACGGGACGCAAAUUGCUGUAAUAAACCUACCGUAUCUGUUGGGCACUUGGAUUGUAUGUUAUGGAUUCCUGCCAGUAUUUUACAAGCUGCAGGCGAUAAGCAUCUACGAGUACUUGGAAAAACGUUUCGGAGUAAGAGCUAGGGUAAUGAUUAGUUUUCUUUACUGGAUUCAACUACUAUUGUUCUCAGGAGUGGUACUUUACGCUCCUUCUCUAGCCUUAGAGGCGACUACAGGAAUCUCAAUGAUUGCCAGCAUCAUUAUUAUUGGUCUCGUGUGUGCCUUCUAUUCCAGUAUAGGUGGCAUUAAAGCUGUGUUAACAACUGACAUAUUUCAAAUUUUUCUUAUGUUCGUUGCCAUAUUUUUAAUUAUUGGCACAGCAGCGAAUGAUGUCGGGGGAUUGGGGCAAAUAUGGGAAAUCGCGAGACAGGGGCAACGUCUCGAGUUUGAUAGGUAUCGCAUUUACUUCUCUAU